This is a messenger RNA of Vanessa atalanta (red admiral), 2372 nucleotides long. Its product is annotated as spidroin-2-like. The record is from RefSeq and is a predicted model, not a curated record. Gene Ontology annotation, cellular component: extracellular region. Gene Ontology annotation, molecular function: chitin binding. NCBI's taxonomy places the organism in Eukaryota, Metazoa, Arthropoda, Insecta, Lepidoptera, Nymphalidae. Bases 65 to 1948 code for a protein of 627 amino acids. The transcript has 3 exons.
GCGCAGACUCGCUCGCGCUUCGUACGUACGAUUUAGUUUAGGGUUUCCAAGCGACACCAACAACAUGCUACGUUUGUCAACGUUUUGCAUGUUACUGUCGAUAGCAGUCGCUCAAAGUGGAUAUGAAUAUAACAAACCAAAUAAACCAUACAGUCCCUCGACGCCAAGUGGCCCCGGCUACCAACCAGGACCCACAAGUGGAUAUCCUGGUACACAAACCUCUCCAUCAUACCCAAAUACGCCACAGCAAAAUGGAUACCCAGGAGUCGGUUCGGGCACAACACCAAGUUACCCAUCUGGACCUUCAGGCUACCCUUCAAAUAAUCAAGGCUAUAAUCGGCCAUCAACGAACUAUCCUGGUCAAUCUUAUCCAGGACAAAGUCCAGGCGGACCAACGGGUCCUUCUGGUGUUCCAGGACAGGGUUCAAAUUAUCCUGGACAGAACUACCCAGGGCAAGGUUCAAAUUAUCCUGGACAAAACUACCCAGGUCAAGGACAAAACACCCAACGUCCGGGAUUUGGACCCGAUACUUCCAAUUUUGGCACAGAUGAUAAUAGUGGUUCUGAAGGUGGAGAUUAUUCAGCAAUACCCGGUGAGCCAGAUAGAGAUUAUCCCAUACUUUCAGUCGUCCCCGAAACAUCGUUCAGGUGUGACGCUCAAUCUUAUCCAGGUUAUUACGCAGACGUCGAAGCUCGAUGCCAAGUAUUCCAUGUUUGUGCCAAUAAUAUAACUUACGACUUUUUAUGUCCCAAUGGAACAAUAUUUUCUCAAGAGUUUUUCGUCUGCGUCUGGUGGAAUCAAUUUGACUGUGACUCUGCCCCUAGUUAUUAUGGACUUAACGCAAAUCUAUAUGAUUAUUCCAUAAUGGGAUCUAAUCAUGGUGGAAUUCCUCAAAGCCCUCAAGGAUCUUAUCCUAGCAGUUCUGGACCACAAAGUCCAUCAACAAACUAUCCAGGAAGCACAGGACCUCAAGGAUCUUACCCAGGCAAUACAGGUCCGCAAGGACCAGUAUCUGGCUACCCCGGUAGUACAGGCCCGUCAGCUGGUUUUCCCGGAAUUCAAAAACCAAGUUAUCCAGGAUCUUAUCCUGGUGCUCAACAACCUGGAUCUCGUCCUAGUGGUCCUGGAACACAACAACCGGGCUCAUACCCCGGAAGCCCUGGUCCGCAACGGCCUGGAUCUUAUCCUAGUGGACCUGGAACACAACAACCGGGCUCAUACCCUGGACGCCCUGGUCCGCAACGGCCUGGAUCUUAUCCUAGUGGACCUGGAUCACAACAACCGGCCUCAUACCCCGGAAGCCCUGGUCCGCAACGGCCUGGAGCUUAUCCUAGUGGACCUGGAACACAACAACCGGGCUCAUACCCUGGAAGCCCUGGUCCGCAACGGCCUGGAUCUUAUCCUAGUGGACCUGGAUCACAACAACCUGGCUCAUACCCUGGAAGCCCAGGUCCGCAACGGCCUGGAGCUUAUCCUAGUGGACCUGGAACACAACAACCGGGCUCAUACCCCGGAAGCCCUGGUCCGCAACGGCCUGGAUCUUAUCCUAGUGGUCCUGGAACACAACAACCGGGCUCAUACCCCGGAAGCCCUGGUCCGCAACGGCCUGGAUCUUAUCCUAGUGGACCUGGAACACAACAACCGGGCUCAUACCCUGGAAGCCCAGGUCCGCAACGGCCUGGAUCUUAUCCUAGUGGACCUGGAUCACAACAACCGGGCUCAUAUCCCGGAUCUUAUCCUACUCAGGGAUCUCAAGGUCCGAGCUCAACGAACUAUCCAGGAUCUCAAAGUACACCAAGCUAUCCUGGAUCAGGUAACCAAGGUUAUCCGUCGGGAAAACCUUCUGGACCGAGCUUCCCAUCUGGUACUGGAAGACCUCAAGGACCCAGCGAUAAUAAUUAUCCAAGUUCUCAACCUAACAGAGAAUACCUCCCACCUAGAAACUGAAUUUUCCACUUGGAUCUAAAUAAUGAAAAUCUUAGAUUUAUUCGUUAGUUUUAAGUUUCCAAAAUGCCACUUAUAAUAUUUAACAAAGAAUGUUUGAAAAUUUCAAGAGAAAACGUUGACAAAUGUGAAUGUUGGUGUAAAAAUUCUGAAUCGCUUAGUCUGUAUAAUGUCUUUACAUAAACUCUCUAUCAAUCUAUAUAAAACUGUACAUUUAGAAGAACGUGACCUUGAUUUGGAAUACAUUGUAUCAUAUAUUUUAAAUUUUCAUAAAUGUGGAAGUUUGUUGCAAAAAUAAGUGUUCACAAAGUACAAAUACUAUUUGAUUAAUGUUUCACGAUAGUUUUAUCACUAUUUAGUAUGUAAAGUAUUAAUAAAGCAUUUCAUUUUGUAAAUAAAACAAAAAGCUAAUAAUAAAGAAAUAUAU